AAGAUAAUUCAGUUGUCAUCCACCAUGCCCCGCAUUAGUUGGAUAAAGUUGGUUGUUGCGAUCUGUAUCAGCACUUUGACUAGCACAGAUUGUUUGGAAUGUUACAGUUGUACAAACAUUGAAGAUGUUGACAAUUGUAGAAACACAACACAAUGCCAACUCGGCCAGGCAUGUUUCUUCAAACUUAAACAUGUCGCACAAACAGCAAUGUACACGCUCGGAUGUAGAGACAAUCAGUACUGCAUGAACCCAGCAGUAGGAGGAAGUGCUGGCCUUGUUGGACGGGACAUACAUGCACGACAAAUACAUGAUUGCUUUGAGUGUUGUAAUACCGAAAAUUGCAACAAACAUCUUUGUGAGCAUCCGAAACGUAAAAUUGUCCGUGUUAAAAGGCACAUAUUUAAUAUUUGCAAUGACACUCAUCACGCUAAAACGGAAUGUCCAAAGUUUUGUGGUUUGUGCACUCUUGUCGAUGGAAAUUGGGCCACUUGGUCAUCAUGGUCACAAUGUGACGUCACAUGUGAUAAUGGCACCCAAGUAAGAAAACGAAGUUGUACGAACCCGGCACCAGCUGAUGGAGGUCUUGACUGUGCUGGAGACAGUAUGCAGAGUAAAGUAUGUGUGAAACAACUUUGUCCAGUUCAUGGAGGAUGGAGUAAGUGGUCGCACUGGGAAUCUUGCUCGGUAACUUGUGAUAUCGGAAUUCAAAGACGACAUAGAAAUUGUUCAAAUCCUUAUCCAGCCAGAUUUGGUGACCAUUGUUUUGGUGAAUCAAUGGAUGACAAGAUAUGCACGCCAGGACCCUGUGCCAAUGGAGGCUGGUCAAAUUGGGGUAGCUGGAGUACCUGCAGUGUGACGUGUGAUGAUGGGUUCAAGUCUCGGUCUAGAACUUGCACAAACCCACGCCCAUCCGUCAAAGGGAAACUUUGUGAUGGAAAUACUAUAGACGUUGCAGGGUGUAAAAACGAAAGCUGCCAAAUUCCUCUAGUGACUUUUCAAAGUAAAGAUAUAAAUGACUUAAAUCUUCAUGCCAAUACUGUAUUGGUGUUUCGCACAACGACGAUGAAUAUAGGUAAUGGUUAUGACAACACGACCGGGAUAUUUACGGCACCAGUGUCUGGCUUGUAUUCAUUCUCUAUACAACUAGGUCUUGUCGGAGGUGGCAGUAAUGUGGUGAAUUACAGUUUUGUUGCUGAUGGAAAGGAAAUGAAAAACGGACUUUUCGUAGACCAUGAUUAUACUAAGACUUAUAGUGCGAAUACUGUAACAUAUUUAAGUAAAGGUGGUCGCUUUUGGAUAAAGACUAAAUCUCUUUCUGGAAGACUUUACCAAGCAUCUAAUGUGUGGAACACAUUUUCAGGGUUCCUGUUACACACGUAGACAUGAAUGCAAAUACAAUAUAUUUUAAAAAAUAGUAAAAUCAUCCGAAGGAUAAGUUGGUUUUUUUUUUGCGUUUGUUUUCAUGUUUAAGUAGGAUAUUGAAACAAAAAAUCUUAUGUAUUCAUGAAUAUAAAAAGCAACUUAGCAAGUAACAUAAAUGUUUGACACCCACGCCCUAGUUAAAUGGGGAAAAAUAUAUUUAUAAUGUAUUGUAUUUAUUGUAUCAGCUAACUAUCAGUUAAAACUGUUAAAAAAGUUUUUAUGUAAGAUUUUGAGUGCUCAUUCAAACUGGUUUUACAGCAUUCGUAAUAACAUCAUUGUGGUUCCUUCUUUUGAAGUAAUUUAUUUAUGUACAUUGUAUAUCAUAAGUACAAGAGGUAUAAGUGAACCAUGACAUUUCUAGCAUUUCCGUUUCUAAUGUUAACAAGCCCUACGUGUCAAUCUUUUUGACAAAUGUUUGAUUACUUUGUAUUUAGGACAAAAAAAAAAGAAAAAGAAAAACUUAUCAAAAUAUGUUUCGCUUUAGUAAUUUGUUUCAUGAAUUGAUAAAUAACAAAGAAAAUGACGUUAUAACAAAGGAAAUUACUUUGUAUUGUAACUCUCAUUAUAUUAAUACAUAGGAAAAUUAUACUACAAUAUUCAGUUGAUCUAUAUCACCCGAAAACUAAAAGAUUCAAGUUUUAAUGCAUUGUGUCUUUUACAUUUCAGUUAUAAUUCCGACACUUUUUGUUUUGGUGAAAUAACUAGUAUGUAGUUGGUGGUAGAAAAAAAGUAUGUACAUGAAAGUACAAUGUACAUUUAAUAACGCGUUCAAUAUUUUAAAUCUAAAUUGGUCCCGGUCCCGGUGUAUUCUUAAUUUCUUCUUAUUCUUAAAGAAUCAAUAAUUCCAUAGGUGUAGUUUAAGGUGUUCCGUUUGGACAAAUGUGACUGUUUAUCUCGUCUGUACCUGCACGAUGACACGAUGGCGAAAACGCGAUGGUACAAUGUUGAAAGUGCGAUGACACGGUGGUGAAAACGCAAUGGUACUAUGUUGAAAGCGCGAUGACACGACAAAGAAAACGCAACGGUACAAUGUUGGAAGCGCGAUGACUAGAUGAUGAAGACGCGACGGUACAAUGUUGAAAGCGCGAUGACACGACAAAGAAAACGCAACGGUAGAAUGUUGGAAGCGCGAUGACACGAUGGUGAAAACGCGAUGGUACUAUGCUGAAGCGGUCAUGGCACGAUGGGACGAUGGUGAAAAGGCAAUGGUAUGAUGGUGGAAACGUGAUGUAAAUCGCGCACCAUCGCGAUUUCACCAUCAUACCAUCGCAAUUUCACCAUCGUACCAUCGUGUUUUCACCAUAGUACCAUCGCAUUUUCACCAUCGUACCAUCGUUAAUCGCGGGUACAGACAUAAUAAAAAGUCACGAUUGUCCAAACGGAACACCGUCUUGAUUUUUAUUUGUUUGGGUCGUCAGACCAAACAAAUAAUGGUAGCGAAAUUUCAGAAAUUUUUGAAGCGGUUACUUCCCUUUAUAUGUAACACUUAGGCCGAAAAAUUUAGGGGAGAUCACAGCGUUUGACAGGCGGAUUAAUUUUCAAGCAAAAUAAUUCCCGAAUGGUCGAAGAUUUCUAAUAUUGUUUUAUUCUUUAUAGAUAUACAUGCUUAUAGUAAGCGCCAUGAUUAUUUACACAAGUGUUAAACAACAGUUAGCGUCGUUACAAACCCUAACUAGAAUAAUAUGGUUUUCUUCAGGCCAUCAACAUAUAAAUUCACCGUGGCCGAGGGGUUUGCGCGCUCUCUUAGAAAGCGAGAGGUCUAGAGUUCAAAUACCUGUUAAGGCAACUCAUUUUUUUUCAAAUUGCUUAAGUCAAAUAAACAUUGGAUCGAAUAUCAGUGUUGCAAUUAUUCUUAUAGCCAUUCUACUACAAUUAAAACGCUGGAAAGCAUUGGUGACUCUAUACAAAAACAAAUUGUUUUAUAAUCUCACAACCUUCACCUUUCUGACAUUCUAAGACCCAAACAAAUUCAGCACCUUCUGUGCUUUGAUUUGUUAUGUAGGCGUCACACUGUCCCGAAAUUUGCACCAGAUGGACACACAAAAAUAAAAUGUUAAAACUUAGAUCUGAUCUAUACAACAUCGCGCCAUUCGUGAGGGCAUCUUGUGCCAUCAAAUGGCCCCGGGCUAAAUUAUUCAGGCUCCGGCAACAACUUGGUGAGCGGUCGCAAAAUAUUUGGCAUGCCAAAAAUUGCCGGAAGACAUUGCGAAAAUUCAUUUUCGUGAUGAAUUCGUAUGCCAAUUUUGCGCUUCGUAAGGCCGUCGUG
Messenger RNA from Ruditapes philippinarum (Manila clam), 3688 nucleotides. Its product is annotated as coadhesin-like. Gene Ontology annotation, molecular function: protein binding. The transcript is spliced from 10 exons. Bases 25 to 1380 code for a protein of 451 amino acids. The record is from RefSeq and is a predicted model, not a curated record. Lineage: Eukaryota; Metazoa; Mollusca; Bivalvia; Venerida; Veneridae.